CAGCAGGCCGCCCCUGCCUCCUGCUUCCGCUCGCAUUGAAGAGUGGUCGAGAGGACGGAUAACAUAGAGCGAAAAUGGGAGUAGAGAUUGAGACAAUAACUCCGGGCGACGGACGGACAUUCCCGAAGAAGGGGCAGCGCGUCGUGGUGCACUAUGUCGGCACACUGGCAGAUGGGAAAGUGUUUGACUCUUCGAGGUCCCGGGGGAGGCCGUUCAAAUUCAAGAUUGGACACCAGGAGGUUAUUCGUGGUUGGGAAGAAGGAGUAGCCCAGAUGAGUGUAGGUCAGCGGGCAAAGCUUGUUUGCUCACCAGACUAUGCGUACGGCAGCAAAGGUCACCCAGGGAUCAUCCCACCAAAUGCCACUCUCACCUUCGACGUGGAGCUGCUUGGCCUGGAAGCCUGAAACUUGUGCACUCAACUUUGUUUAAUUCCACUCAGAUUAUCAGGGUUGACUCCUAUCUCGGGAACAUGGAGGAAAAAUGUGUAACAGAUGAUUCCUGCUCUUGAUUCCUGCAUAGGACCUAUGUCUAUAGCUUCACUAGUUCACUCUCCUUCUCAUUUAGAUACAAAUUGUGUUACAUCACUUGCUUUAAAACUUUAUCCUUCAUCCUAUACUUUAGAUUCCUUACAGUAAUAAGUCAUAGGCUAUCUCAUCCCAUGUAUUUUGUCAUAUUCUGCUAUGUAUUUUUAUGGUGAUUUUUUUUUUAUUUGACUUAAAAUUGACUUUAUUGACUCUAUUUGACUUACAAAAUGUGUCUGCCAUCAGGACCACGUUUUAGAUAAGUGGCACUGAAUCAGUCUCAUUCCUGUGGCUCUGUGGCCUUUACAAUGAAAUUGUAUUGAUUGCGGGUAAUGAAUUGUCUUGCAUUAAAGUAAGAAUAAAUUGCUGUUUGACACAA
Messenger RNA from Amphiprion ocellaris (clown anemonefish), 900 nucleotides. It is a transcript of the gene fkbp1aa, whose product is annotated as FKBP prolyl isomerase 1Aa. The record is from RefSeq and is a predicted model, not a curated record. Lineage: Eukaryota; Metazoa; Chordata; Actinopteri; Pomacentridae. Gene Ontology annotation, molecular function: peptidyl-prolyl cis-trans isomerase activity. The transcript is spliced from 5 exons. The coding region runs from base 75 to 404 and encodes 109 amino acids.